AUGAGAGCAAGUGCUUUUUUCUGCCUCCUUUUUGGAGCUACUCAAGCUCAGAGCUUUGACGGUGUUGCGCUGCUCAACGUCACCCAGAUUCUCCUCAAAGGCCAGUUGGUGGGGGUAGAGCUUUUAAGCCAAUUCGAUGACUUCCAAAACGCUUACGAAAAUGCAAUGGAAGUGCUUGCUAGCAAUGAUAGCGUUGUUGUCAAAGGAGAUGAGCUUGUCAAGAUCAUUUUUGAUCAGGUCGACAACUUCCUUCAGGACAUUAAAAGAAAAGUGGUCGACAAAAUCGUGGAAAUUGGAAACCAAUGCUGCUGGACAUUUGAUUCUCCCACUCAAUCGGUGGAGUCCUUUCUUGCUGGUUUGGGAAUAGAGGUUGAUUUUUGCGGCACGUUUCUAACAACGGAGGGUUUAGAAACUCUCCGUGGACAGUUGGAUUACUUUGGCGACUCACUCAAAAUCUACUUGGAUCUGUUCCUUGUCUUCCAGUUCUAA
Molecule: messenger RNA, 489 nt
Organism: Oikopleura dioica
Lineage: Eukaryota; Metazoa; Chordata; Appendicularia; Copelata; Oikopleuridae
Source: the annotation of a GenBank genome assembly